Molecule: messenger RNA, 1401 nt
Organism: Pteropus alecto (black flying fox)
Lineage: Eukaryota; Metazoa; Chordata; Mammalia; Chiroptera; Pteropodidae
Gene: NGFR
Product: nerve growth factor receptor
Exons: 6
Coding region: 115-1401 (428 amino acids)
Biological process (GO): Rho protein signal transduction
Cellular component (GO): cell surface; plasma membrane
Molecular function (GO): death receptor activity; nerve growth factor binding; coreceptor activity
Source: RefSeq, a predicted model, not a curated record
AGAGGGAGCGGAGCCUAGGCUAGCUCCGGGGGGCGGGCGCUGGAGCGUAGCGCAUCCCUGUUUGUCCGCGGAGCGGACUAACUGGAAGCCCGGCGCUGCCGCGGGUGUCGGGCGAUGGGGGCAGGUGCCACCGGCUGCGCCAUGGACCCGCUGCGCCUGCUGCUGCUGCUGAUGCUCCUGGGGGUGUCCCUCGGAGGUGCCAAAGAAGCAUGCCCCACAGGCCUGUACACCGACAGUGGGGAGUGCUGCAAAGCUUGCAACUUGGGUGAGGGUGUGGCCCAGCCCUGCGGAGCCAACCAGACUGUGUGUGAGCCCUGCCUGGACAGUGUGACGUUCUCCGAUGUUGUGAGCGCCACCGAACCAUGUAAGCCGUGCACGGAGUGCGUGGGCCUGCAGAGCAUGUCGGCACCGUGUGUGGAGGCCGACGACGCCGUGUGCCGCUGCGCCUACGGCUACUACCAGAACGAGACGACCGGCAGCUGCGAGGCGUGCCGCGUGUGCGAGCCGGGCUCGGGCCUCAUGCUGUCCUGCCAGGACAAGCAGAACACCGUGUGCGAGGAGUGUCCCGACGGCACGUACUCCGACGAGGCCAACCACGUGGACCCGUGCCUGCCUUGCACCGUGUGCGAGGACACGGAGCGCCAGCUGCGCGAGUGCACGCGCUGGGCCGAUGCGGAGUGCGAGGAGAUCCCUGGCCGCUGGAUCACACGGUCUACACCCCCAGAGGGCUCGGACAGCACCGCCCCCAGCACCCAGGAGCCUGAGGUACCUCCAGAGCAAGACCUUGUGGCCAGUACAGUGGCAGAUGUGGUGACCACAGUGAUGGGCAGCUCCCAGCCCGUGGUGACUCGAGGCACCACUGACAACCUCAUCCCUGUCUACUGCUCCAUCCUGGCCGCUGUGGUUGUGGGCCUUGUGGCCUAUAUAGCCUUUAAGAGGUGGAACAGCUGCAAGCAGAACAAACAAGGAGCCAACAGCCGGCCCGUGAACCAGACGCCCCCACCUGAGGGAGAAAAACUCCACAGCGACAGCGGCAUCUCUGUGGACAGCCAGAGCCUGCAUGACCAGCAGCCCCACACGCAGACAGCUGCAGGCCAGGCCCUCAAGGGGGAUGGAGGCCUCUACAGCAGCCUGCCACCAGCCAAGCAGGAAGAGGUGGAAAAACUGCUCAAUGGCUCUGCGGGGGACACCUGGCGGCACCUGGCAGGCGAGCUGGGCUACCAGCCUGAGCACAUAGACUCCUUCACCCACGAGGCCUGCCCAGUCCGUGCCCUGCUCACCAGCUGGGCUGCCCAGGACAGCGCAACACUCGAUGCCCUCCUGGCUGCCCUGCGCCGCAUCCAGCGAGCUGACAUCGUCGAAAGCCUGUGCAGCGAGUCCACUGCCACGUCCCCUGUGUGA